Messenger RNA from Paramuricea clavata, 2099 nucleotides. The record is from the annotation of a GenBank genome assembly. Lineage: Eukaryota; Metazoa; Cnidaria; Anthozoa; Malacalcyonacea; Plexauridae.
UGUACCUGUACCUGUACCUGUACCUGUACUUCGGUCACAGAGAUGAAAUACACGUGCACUAGCAACUUUAUCUUUACCUCAGGUAAUGCUCUGCCUGGAGACGUUGUAGUGUUUCUGUCCCACAGUGGUAAUACGAAGGAAUGUUUAGAGGUCGCGAGGCACCUCAAGAAAAGAGACGUUCCUGUCUUAGCCAUCGUUGGAAAAAAUGGUAACCUAAACCAAACUAACUUUAUUUACACUGGAUAACUCUAUCAGUUCUAAACUGUUGUCUCGAAAGAUCCAGUAACGGCCACCCUUUAUUGAUCUGGUCUUGCUGAUGCCGGAGGAAACCUAAACUAAACUAACUUUAUACUGGAUAGCUCUAUCAGUUCUGAACUGUUCUCCCUAGAGGUCCAGUAAGAGUCAUCUGUUAUUGAUUCAGUGUUACUACAGGAGGAAACCUAAACUGAACUAACUUUAUUUAUACUGGAUAGCUCUAUCAGUUCUAAACUGUUCUUCCUAGAGGUCCAGUAAGGAUCAUCUCUUAUUGAUCCAGUGUUACUACAGGAGGAAACCUAAACUAAACUAACUUUAUUUAUACUGGAUAACUCUAUCAGUUCUAAACUGUUCUUCCCAGAAGUCUGGUAAUGGCAGAUGGAAACAAGUUACUUAAUGUAUGCUUCUCAUUCUAGAUUGUUUUCUCAGAGAUUGUAGCGAUGCCCUACUGUCCUAUGACACUGGAGACGAUAUCAAAGAAACUCUUUCUGUGGUUCCAUCAAGAAGUGUUGUACUGCAAGUGAGCAUUUAUGGAUAGGCAUGAGGAUAGCCUUAUCAUUUCUAAGUAAUUGUUCCCUCCGGAAGUCCAGUUAGGAUUAUAUUCUUGUCGAUUCCAAGUCACUUUUCACGUUUCCAAGUUCGGAAACUGGGCGCGAAUUCGUAACAAAGUUCGCGAGUUCAUUUGAAUCAUUCAAUGUUUGCACUUUGUUUGUAAAACAAAUGUUAUAUAAUAAUAACCAAUUCAAUGAAAUACAAACAUUCUUGGUAGACCACUGGAGUAAUUUCAACGUGAACUAUGAACAUAUGUUUACAACAGAAGUUCAAACAUUGAAAUGAACUUACGAACUUUUUUGCGAAGGUCACGUCUAAUUUCCAAACUUGGAAACAUAAUUGGCAAGUUUGCAACGAACUUGGGACCCGCUCGUUGAAAAAUGACUUGAAAUUGACAAUGAAAGUCUAUUGUUACUGUAGGAGGAAAUACGAAUACCAGAAGAAAUCCAGUCGUGUUUAGUACAGUCGAAAUGGAAGCACUCCUCCACUUAAAAAUAAUCAGACAAUUGCAUAUUGCAGGAAUCAGCUCUGUCACAGAAAUGAAGAGCAGACAACCGCUGCACCCCAAGAAGUAAAACUGAUUUUAUUAUUUUUCUUAGGAAAUAUUGAUUAAUGGGGUGGUGAGCGAACUGAUAAGGCGUCGCAAGUUUAAUUUAAUAAAUUUUGCAAAAUCUCAUCCGGGUGGAUCGCUUGGAGAACAAUUAUCCGAAUAGAUGAACGCUUGUAGAUAGCUCGCAAUAUUGUAUUGCCAAAUUAAUUCAAAAUUAAUUAUUGAAAUAAUGAAGAAAUAGUUAUUUAUAAUCACUUUAUUAUUACCUAAUGCUGCUUGGGUUUAACUAGUGAGAAAAUGUUAAUUCAUCUCAUUAAAAAAUUGGUGGCAAUUGGCAAAUAAAAUUGAGAGAUGCAGAUUAAAUUUCUUGCUGAAACAAACUGUCAAUGACUUUCAUUUCCAUAGCCUGCUCACAGGACACACGUUAAAACGCACAAGUUGUAACAAAUCUACAGCAGACUAAUUGUAGCAAUGCUGUUCCAACAACUUGUCAACAGGAUGUGUUCGCACUGCUUGUUCCCAGCUUGUUGAAAAGUUGUCAGCGACUUGUUGACAACAUACUGCAAGGUUGUUGAGCUCAACAUACUUGUUACAAGUUGUUCUAACAACUUGCUAUCGUCCUGCAAUUCAACAAUUUGUCAACAGGUUGUGAGUGACAACCUUGUAGCAACUUGAUAAAAUGAUAGCAUUGUUACAACUUGUUGACAAGCUUGCUACAAGCCUGUUGCGAACAUCUUCACGC